CGGGGAAUGUAAGGCUACGCGGCUACGCCGCCAUUCCAACCACGUUCGGACAUCGAAAUAUUCUCCAACAACUUUUUCAAGUGAUUUUUUCAGUUUUAAAAGUUUUCUUUUUUUUAUUAGAUUUAAUGGUGUGAAAGUGUUUAUAUUUGUGCGGAAUUUAUUUUUUAUUAUAAUGGACGAAAUUUUUAAAUAGAUAAUGUGAACCGAUUGGAUGAAUUUGUAUUUGCAAUGCUGUAGAUGUUCAAUUCUUCAACAUGAACGUUCUUCUAGUUUUUGGUCUUUUUAUAGUGAUAACGACGGCACAUAACAUAACGUUUUUAGAAGUGCCUCAGUACGGUGACCCGCGAUGGAGCGCCGACCUUGUGUGUCACUACGUUAAUGAGGAAGGGGACCCGCCGCUACAUUCCGUCAAAUGGUAUCGAGAUAAUAACGAAAUAUUUCGAUUCACGCCUGAACAACAACCAUACACGAGAACAUUCAAUACGACAGCGGGCGGCGUUACGCGUGAUUCCUGCAACAUGCACAGUUGUAUGAUAAGCGUGGUACUCCCCAAGAGAUACAACACGAGAAUAUCGUUCACAUGUGAAGUUUCCACUGAAGGGCCCAGAUUUGCUGUUGUCAAUCAAACUAAAUAUCUUACUGUGGCAGUGACAUUAAAAGAAGACCCAGUGAUAACGGGUGUGGAGGGCAGCGUGCAGUUUGGGGAAGACGUCUUGUUAAACUGCUCUACAUCACCAGCUAUGCCGCCAGCCAACAUCGUCUGGUAUGUUGACGGGAAACCUGAGAAGACGGAACCUUGGAUGGUGGAUAACACAGAAGUGUCAUCAGCCGAUGAGUACGGGUUGCGUUCGAGUUGGCGACCGAUGAGACUCCGAGUGAACACGCCCAAGGGAGAUGUUUCGUUGCGAUGCGAAGCAACGCAGCCCGUGCGUCCGCCGUAUGUCAGAUCCAAUAAUUUAACGCUCGUGGUCGCCAGGUCACCACAUCUAUCCAUGUUCACUGCUGCAGGUUCAAGAACAACGAAAACAGAAGCGACAUUUCUUAUGAUAGUACUCAGUAUAACAUUACAUAUAUUUUCCAAAUGCAGUGCCUUGUACCGAGUCUAAUUGACUCAAUCGAAAAUAUACGAGAGAUAUAUACCGUAGAACUCUAUAGCGUUUACACUUUUAUUAAUACAUAUUGUUAUCUCUUUCGUUCCCUUUGGUAAGAUAGAGACAACAAUACAUACGAUUAUAAGUGUCACGGCAGUGUAAUUCUACGGUUACGUGUACACUAGUUUAGGUAGUUAAUCUUUCUAACCAUUGCAUUUUGCACACCG
Papilio machaon (common yellow swallowtail) is the source of this 1318-nucleotide messenger RNA. RefSeq lists its product as uncharacterized. The record is from RefSeq and is a predicted model, not a curated record. Bases 255 to 1106 code for a protein of 283 amino acids. Lineage: Eukaryota; Metazoa; Arthropoda; Insecta; Lepidoptera; Papilionidae. The transcript has 6 exons.